AUGCCUCCUCCCACCUCACCAACACCUCAACACGCCGAGGACGUCCCAAUGGACGUCCUCGGCCCCUCGAUUCGUAUCCCGGCGCCGCGGUUCAAGACCGCGGCGCCCGUCGUCUCCGCGCCCGCACGCCCCGGCCGCUUACAAGACGCGGCGGGGCGUGUCCCCGUCCCUCCUCGCCCAUCUCCCGCGCCCCACGCUCAAAACGGCGGCCCUACGGCCGUCCGCGCGGCGCCUCUCUCCUCCUCCUCCUCCACCGUCUCCCGCCCUCCGACUUCCCCAUCCCGCGUCUGA
Molecule: messenger RNA, 291 nt
Organism: Epithele typhae
Lineage: Eukaryota; Fungi; Basidiomycota; Agaricomycetes; Polyporales; Epitheliaceae
Exons: 2
Coding region: 1-291 (96 amino acids)
Source: RefSeq, a predicted model, not a curated record